AUUUAGUAUUACUCUCAAGGUUCCUGCUACAUUCGAAAAUUUGCUAAGUCGUCUUAUGUCUUAUGUCUGAAGGGUCGUCUAUCUUGUCCUCUGGACCUAAAAGACAAUACGGGACUCUAGAAUCUACGAAUGCCUCACAAAAUCCUCAUAUAAUCUAUAACAUCAAACCUGGAGAUACUCUUGUGUCAAUCGCAGUACAAUUUGGAACAACAGUACAAAGAUUGCGAUGGAUUAAUCGUUUGUGGGGAUCAGACAUCUCUAACAUAGCUACAUUAAAAGUCCCUGUCAAGUCUGAGCCUAGGCGGUUUGUACACCACAAUUCAAUUGAAUUGUCCACAGUCAAAAAGAAAUCUGAGCCUGGUAAUGAAGACGCUCCACAAAUAGCUUCUGCUAGCAUUUAUUUUAAAGAACUGUCAGAAAGGGUUGAAAAGGCUAAGGAAGCUGCCUCCCGUUGCUUAGAAAAGAGCAGCACUUAUUAUACAUUUAUACGAGGUACAAUGCCUGUCUUACUAUUUACUUAAGUAUCUUCUCACCUAUAUACCACCCUUGAACCUUUUUAGGAGGUAGGGGAGUGUUAAAUCUUUAACAUGCCUUCAGUUAUUCGUCAAUAAAUAUCUAUUUGAAGUAGCUCCUAACAAAUUUCCAAAUUUCUACUAGCAGUUCAUUCCAUAUUAACUUUUGUUUAAUCAUAUAUUCGAAACAAAAUGUCAUUACCUUGCAUGUUAUUUAAUUCUAGUUUUCAGAUCGUACUGCACAUAUCUAGAUGGGCAUUCACAUACAUUGAACAAAACCUUCGACUCUACUCACAGAUUCAGGAUUAGUUGCUUUUGAAUUGAAAAACCAAAUAGUACCAUUAACAUUUUAGCUAAUUUUGUCGAGAUUGAUGCGCAGCGUUGGUGAUUUUUAAGAUUUAUAGAGUAUAUUAUGCAUCUGUUGGCACCAACUAAACAAGUUAUUGCUUUUUUAAAUAUUGAUUAUAGACUACCUGAAAUCAUAGCUGACUGUGAUCCCAGUAAACGCGAUUGUUUUCCCGUUACAAGUUUGUCGGUAUCUGAUGAAACAGUGGUCAUGGUAACAGCACCUUCAACUUCCAAACUUAACUCAAUUACUGAUUCUCGAAAAAGAUUUUGUUCAAUCCCAACAAACAGCAUUCACGAUCCAUGCUGAUUCGUAUGUUAGAGUAGAUGAUCUCGUGUAAAAGUCCAUUACAUUUUUUAUAAUAGUGCAAUAACUAUGUUACUUUUGUCCGUCUGGACUGUGAUAGUUCGUUCUUUUUGUCCUUUUUCGUUCGUUUACUUACAAUUUAUUUCGUAUUGUAUAUUUGUAGGGUCUUGAUUUUUAGUAUUCAUUUUAAUUUAUUUUUAAUCUUAAAAUAUUAAAGAUUCUCCUAGUGUAAAUCACACAUGGUGUUAUAACUUAAUUUCCAUCCCGUAUUUCAUUUCUGUUUAGUCUACAUCCAACAAACGUUUUGAUCGACGAUUACCACAAACAUCCUUUUACCAAAGAUGUCAAAAAGUAUUCUGUAUUUGCUAAUCAAAUAUAUAUAAAUGAGCAUCUCUGUUUUUC
Molecule: messenger RNA, 1566 nt
Organism: Schistosoma mattheei
Lineage: Eukaryota; Metazoa; Platyhelminthes; Trematoda; Strigeidida; Schistosomatidae
Source: the annotation of a GenBank genome assembly